Molecule: messenger RNA, 1126 nt
Organism: Liolophura sinensis
Lineage: Eukaryota; Metazoa; Mollusca; Polyplacophora; Chitonida; Chitonidae
Product: cilia- and flagella-associated protein 299-like
Source: RefSeq, a predicted model, not a curated record
CUUCCGUCACAGGUAGUCGUGAAAACGUCAAGUCAAAAAAGUAAAAACUACGUUAUCUAGGCCUAGCGACUGACAUUUUUCAACAGUUGAAACAUUCAAGUAAUUGCUUCAUAUCCAGAAACACAGAGGCGGGCAGCAUAGGCUAUCUGACGGUGAAAUAUUAACAGUGAACAUAUUCAAGAUGGAGGAGGAAGUUCCAAGCGGGAGUGACAACAUCGUGACUGAGUUUAACACAUACGAAGACUUUCUCGACUCCCAAAUAACGUCACUAGAUCUGUACUACCUCGAGGAUGAAGAGCUUGCACGUCAGCUGGUAGAAUUAGGUUACAGGGGCAGUGGAGAAGUUCUAAAGCGAGAGGAGUUUGAGGCUCGCAAAGCUGCUGCUGAAGCAAGCAGAUUGUCAAAGAGAAGUCAGCAAAAAACUCUAGCAAGCUCUGGUAAAGAAUUGAAAGAUCCAUUGCUGAAAACUUUAGCACAAAGGGAAGAAGCCAACAGAACAGGCAAAAUGACUACCAUUGUGUUUAUCCGGGACAAGAAUGCUCGUGGACAGGAAAUCUCGGGAUACAUUGACUACGCCCACAGACUGAAAACUGAGGAUUUUGAGCCCUAUUUUUCUGGUAAAAAGAGACUUCUGCCAAGACCAUCUGAUUUAAGUUUCUAUAACUGGGAGACACAGACGUCAACAUCAAAUCCCACUCCUAACUACCAGGUGAUAGCAGAGAAUGCUUCUGGUCUCCUCUUCAAAAAUAAAAGAGACAGGAAGAUUUUAAAUGUUGAUCCCAAAGCAGCCUCUCCAGGGGAUAAUUCCACCAGAACUGUGAUUGAUAAAACCAAAUAUAUCCAAGUCGUUCUUUAUGAUCAUAUCACCAGGAGGAAGACGUAAAACCAAGAACAAAUUUUGUGUCCUUAAAUCAGUAUUUUUCCAUGUACAUGUGUAAAUAUAUGAACUACAAUGAAACUCUGAUUUUUUUUUUUUUUUUGGCUGUGAUAAAUAAAAUAGAUUUAUUAGUGUACUGAGGCUCUAAUUUUUUAAAAAUGCUUUUUAAGUGUACUGGUAUACAUGAUUGUGACAUUACAGAAUUGAAUGUCUCACAGCAGAAUUUGCUGUUGACUGCUUCACUUGGGA